Rhopilema esculentum is the source of this 3401-nucleotide messenger RNA. Its product is annotated as stimulated by retinoic acid gene 6 protein-like. NCBI's taxonomy places the organism in Eukaryota, Metazoa, Cnidaria, Scyphozoa, Rhizostomeae, Rhizostomatidae. The record is from RefSeq and is a predicted model, not a curated record. Gene Ontology annotation, biological process: vitamin A import into cell. Gene Ontology annotation, molecular function: retinol transmembrane transporter activity; signaling receptor activity. Gene Ontology annotation, cellular component: plasma membrane.
ACUGCGCAGGAAACGAACCUUCCUCUCCCUAGUGCUUUCAAAAAUUCUGCUUACUCAGAAGUUCGGCCAAUGUUGUGAAAUCAGAACUGCUUGGGCAAAGAAGAAAACAUGGAGGUGGCAGGGAAAGUUUUGGGAGCUGUUUCUACAGCCUUAACUCAAUUGGGACGCAUCAAUGAUACAAUGAGUGUAUCAGAAUUAGUCAAUUCUUUGGGAGUAGUUCUAACAUCCGUCAAUGAUCUUCGCACGAUUGCGAAUUCAACAGGACUGACUUUAGAUGUUGUUAACAAGACUAUCAUUGAAGUUUACUUGUGUGUCAAUUCAACAUUGGGAACGAAGAAGGAAGCGCAAGUCAUAAAUUGCUUUGUUCCACCAACUACUGCGCCCACCACAGCAGCUAAAGAUCCUUGUGUCGCUUUGGAAAAGGACUUAAAUGCAUUGCUACUGGUUGUUCUGUUCCUUAUAUCGGUUGUAUUUGUUUUUGUGAUGUCAUUUGUGGAAAAGAGAAAGUAUAAAACAAAAUGUUGUUAUGGUCGACCUGGUGCUGUUGUGCCUCUGAACAUGUUGGAUAGCUAUGAAAAUCGAUUUGGCAAUGCUUUAGUAUUUGGUGCAACAACCUCAUAUUGCCUUUCGGUCUUAUUUGAUAAUGUGGAUUCUAUUCUUGGCUCUAAUUGGGCUCCAGUAGUUGCUGCUGCUCCAGGUUAUGUUGGAGUUCUUUUCAAGAUCAUGGCUACUGUAGUUAUAGCAAUGUCUGCAUACCCAUUAUUUGUCUGCAUGCGAACAAAUCAUAAAACAGUUGGUUCAGCAUUUGGAAUUUUCUAUGCACUUGUUUGGAUUGGACUGCUGCUUUAUAAAGUAAUUGUCUACUCGCGGGCCUGCUUUUUAGAGCAACACCUUGGUUCUGGUUCUGCGAGAACAAUUGCAAUGGAAGUUCUUACAUCCCUACCACAGUUUGUUUGCCUUGUUCUGCUGUUAGUGAAGUUCACUAUUAUGUUGAUCAAAGCCAUCCGCAAAAGAAUCGGGAGAUGGGAUGCAGCAGCUGAGGAUAUUCAUGAUGAUUUCAGGGAGAAUUACAUGUACCAUCAUGUGUUAAAUUUGCUGAAACGUGUUGAAAGCUCUGGUAAAGUUGCAGAAGUAGAAACUCUGAAAUCAAAGCUCCGAAAGAAAAUUUAUCAAUGGAAACCAGAGUUCAGGUACUCCACGAGAGUGUUGUCUGCCUUCAUGGUUUCUGGAAUAACGGUUUACAUUUUGACUGUCCUCUGGAUUUGGCUUGUGUGGUUUUAUUUGGAUUUUCUUCUUGAUGGGCUUGUAAAAUCAAAAGAUUUCGAAACCUUUGUCAAAGCGUAUUUGAACCUCGAUGUAAGCUUUGUUGGGAAAAUUCGAAGUCAUAUAAAGAUUUGGAUCGGUUGUUUCUACGCGGCAAUCAUUUUGACAGCGAUCAAAACAACUUUACUUUUCUUGAAUAUGUUAGCAUGGUACAGAGGGCACAUCAUGAGGUUGAGGCGUGGCGAUCGCUCUUGGUUGCCUACAUCAAUCAGAACGCUGAAUGCUUCACCUUCCAGUCUUCUUGCUGCAAGUAUGAAAUAUGCUGGAUUCCAAGUCGCCUAUGCUGCCUGGGGUUUUAUCUUGUUUGGAAUUGUGAUGUGGCUAGCCCUAGGCAUUGUCAUGUCGUUCAUACUGUAUCCUCUGUUUACUGGACAAUCUUCCAUAAUGUUUCCUCUCCUUCAAUCGGCAUGGCCAGCACUUGUUAUAUCACUAGUCGUUGCUUUCUCGCAACGCCUCGCAGCGAUGUUUUUCUUCCUUCAACAACGAGGAAAAAUCAUUUCUAUUGACAACAGAAAUGCUUUUCACAUUAUGUCCUUCUUCAUGUUCUACUUCAACAUAUUCCUUGGACUGUUUUCCUGUUUACUGCGACUCAUAAAAGGAAUGGUAGUUGGUCUUUUGUUCAUUGAACGUGUUCAGAAAAGUGUUCUACCAAGAGCAUUUGAAAAAAUGGACCCCGGUUACUUUGCAUAUAUUGGUUACAUUCUGAUUGAGCAUUCACAUGCGAAUCCAGUCCUUUGUGUGUUUUUUUCCUUGCUGAAUGACCAUGUUAAACAGAGCCACAAAGCUGUCAUUGCGUCACAACUGAGAUUUAUGGAGAAUGUUUCCAAUGACGAAAUUGAAUUAAAAGAAGCGAAUAAUGGUGAUGCAAAAGGAAAAUACCUGCAGAAGGAGUCGGAGAAUAGAUGGAGAAUCGUUCGAAAUCGAUGGAAUUUGGCCUAUUCUCUGAUCAACAAUCCAUCAUUGCAAAAAUACCGUAAAGGAAGAGAAGAGAAGAACGAAGAGGUGGAGGAAGAAGAACCUUCAGACUGCGACAAAGAAAGCUUGAAAGAAAAGAUGUCAUUAACUCCAAUAAUCGCAGUCUGAAUUGUUAGUCCAAGGUAAUGUCUGCAAUCAUUACUGCAAGCCUGUACAAAGUGGCAAAGAUUCCAAAAGCUUUGGAGAAAGAAAUUUAUUUUUAUUUGCAGCAUUGAUCUCCAAGAUUUGAAUGUCUAAAAGUUUUAAAGUUUGCAAUGAAAUGUAGCAUAAUUCUUAGCAAAAGUAAAGUGUCUAAUGCACUUUAUAACUUCGUUAGUAGAAGUAUUAGAAUGAGUAAUCUUAUCACGCCAACUAUGAACUUUGAGAUAACUGUAAAGAAAUGGUUAACGGUGGUAUUUUAGCUUGUUAAGCGAAACCACUUUGCUCUUGUUACGACUUAUUUUCGUUGCGACUGUACCACCAUGGAUAGAGAAACAAGCUCGAAAAGAAGGUCGAAAGAAGCUGCAACCUUUGAGCACCCCUUAGACUCAAUGAGAAUGCUAUUCUCCAACAGAAAAUUACUUUAUAUCCUGAAUCAUUAUAUAAAGACGAUUACACAUUGAUCGGAGAGCGUAAUCAUGAAUCAAUUAGUUUAUUAACAUCCAGUACUACUUUAUCAUCUCCCAAUGGCUUGGAAACAUUCCCUCAUUGUUAGCCAAGAUCCAAUUUCCCAUUCAUUCAGAUUCAAAGAGAAUUGUUCCUAGAAAAUGAGGGUAAAACUUGUGAAAAGGUGCGACGUUUUUGAAUUAGAAGUAAAAUCUGUCUUUGUUUCAUGGUUACACUUAUUUCGCGUGAUAUGUUGGGACUAAUUACACCACUAGACAUUAUUUUAUGUGACUCCCAUCUAUUUUUAUGUAUAUAUUGGCAAUAUCGUUUUAUCUAAUUUUCAACAUGCACUGUAGUAAUGUAUUUAAUUGUAAACGAGAUACACUGCACAAUGUUUAUUUUUUAACGCACAAAACUUCUAUAUUCCAAAUUUCAUUCUUUAUGUACGUAAGAUUUCUACCAGAAACUACAAUGGUUGCUGGUGAGUAAAAUUGCUUUUGAUUCAUACAAAGCUCGUA